Colletotrichum chrysophilum is the source of this 1326-nucleotide messenger RNA. RefSeq lists its product as uncharacterized. The coding region runs from base 1 to 1326 and encodes 441 amino acids. The transcript has a single exon. Lineage: Eukaryota; Fungi; Ascomycota; Sordariomycetes; Glomerellales; Glomerellaceae. The record is from RefSeq and is a predicted model, not a curated record.
AUGGAUACGGAGCAGUUGAACCUGGCCGGUGACCGGGAGCAUAAAGAGGAAGCUUCCCAUCCCGCGUCCUCUGCUGCCGCCACGACCGACACCACUGCUGCUGCUGCUUCUUCUUCCGCCGCCGAGGGUUCCCGGUACGGCUUCUCCCAGUUCUUCGAAGGCAUCGGCCUCUCCAGCAGCAACAUCCCUUCCCUCCAGCAGAUCGCCCUCUGGUUCCAGGCCGCCACCAUGUCUCUCGUCAACGUGGACCUCAACGCCCUCGCCGUCGGCGGCGCGGGCUACCUCGCCUCCAUCAACGCCGCCAACCUCUCCACCCCGGCCAUCUCGCUGCUCGCCUACGAGCCGGCCUUCGCGGACGUCGUCGGCGCCAACGCCACCGCCCGCAAGAUCGCCGACCUGCCCUGGCAGGCCUUCCACGAGGGCGGCAUCUACAACAAGAAGGACAACUCGCUCUACAUCUCCUCAAACUACCAGUCCCUCGCCGACAACAUCAACAUCACCGUCCUCUCCCUCGACGACCUCUCCAUCACCAGCACCCAGCUCACCAACCUCGCCGAGGCCAACGGCGGCACCUCCUACUACCCGCCCGGCGCCGACACCUCCGCCACGCCGCCCAUGCAGGUGUGGUGCGACGAGGGCGACUUCGCAUCCUACUCCCAGCUGCUCGCCGUCGACGUCAACACGAACAAGUCGCAGCCGCUGCUCGUCGGCUUCAACGGGCGCAACUUCUCCUCCGUCAACGACGUGCGUCAGCACCCCGGCACGGGCGACCUGUGGUUCACCGACGCCGAGUACGGCCUGUUCCAGCACUUCCGUCCGGCCUCGCAGCUGCCGACGCAGGUGUACCGCUUCUCGCCCGCGACGGGCGCCGUGCAGGUCGUCGCGGACGGCUUCCGGCAGCCCAACGGGCUCGAGUUCUCGCCCGACUACAAGACGCUGUACGUCUCCGACACGGGCGCGCAGGAGUACACGGCGAACCUGACGGGCCCGGCGACCAUCUACGCGUUCGACAUUGUGGACGGCAAGCGGCUGGCCAACAAGCGCAUGUUCGCGUAUGCUGAUUCUGGCUUCCCGGAUGGUGUGCACACCGACACGGACGGCAAUGUGUGGGCUGGCUGCGGCGACGGCGUGCACGUGUGGAACCCCGAGGGCGUGUUGCUGGGCAAGAUCCACAUUGGCGAGGUGUCGAACAACUUUGCGUUCGCGCCCGGCAAGGUGUUUGUGUUUUCCAACUACCGGCUGUGGGUUGUCGAGGGGAUCAAGGCUCUCGGCCGGGAGGUCUGCAAGGAUUUCGGCAAGGAUGCUGAUUCGAGGUGUAGUCAGUAG